Messenger RNA from Aspergillus saccharolyticus JOP 1030-1, 6660 nucleotides. RefSeq names its product fatty acid synthase beta subunit. The record is from RefSeq and is a predicted model, not a curated record. The coding region runs from base 144 to 6578 and encodes 2144 amino acids. Gene Ontology annotation, biological process: long-chain fatty acid biosynthetic process. Lineage: Eukaryota; Fungi; Ascomycota; Eurotiomycetes; Eurotiales; Aspergillaceae. Gene Ontology annotation, molecular function: [acyl-carrier-protein] S-acetyltransferase activity; [acyl-carrier-protein] S-malonyltransferase activity; enoyl-[acyl-carrier-protein] reductase (NADH) activity. Gene Ontology annotation, cellular component: fatty acid synthase complex. The transcript is spliced from 3 exons.
GGCGUGAGUUUGAGCUGCGCUGGGCUGGCAUCUGCACUCCGACACUGCACCUUUACUGCCACCAGCUCUCGUCUGUCUCUUUGUCUGUAUACCCCUCCUCCGUUUCUUUGUCUCUCACUUUCCACGCCUUGUGUUUCCUGUAUAUGAGUCUCCCGUCUGUGGUGCCCAUUCAGUCGGUCCUGCUCCACACUCUCCUUGGCUUUUGCAUUUCCUUUGCGUUCUCUCUUUGGCACACCAUGCCUCAUCACAUGCGGCCCUCGAUCGACCUGCCGGCCCCGACGCUGGCGGUGCCGCGCAGAAUGAAGUCCAACCCCGUCUUGACCGGCAGCCGGAGCUCCUCGGCCUCGUCGGAGGAUCUCUUCUCCCCGGUGCUGGAGUUGGAUACCCCGAUGACCGAAUACCCCCUGGGAUCCCCCUCCCCCAUGUCCUAUCCCCGGGAGGAUAUCGAGAUUGCCUUCCUCCGCACCCAAGCCGCCCUCAAGAAGUCCUCCCUCCUCAAUGACCGCUUUGCCUCGACGCUGGACCACCUCAGCGCGCGGCCCCUCGACGAGCACGCGCUCACGGAGCAAGUCCGGAGCCUGGCCGCCUUCGUGCGCGAGGUCCUCGACAGUGUCGACCAGGUGCAUGAGGACGGCCCGCAAGACAUCCUCAAGAAGUCCCUGCGCGUCUUCCAGAAGCAUCUCUUCCAGGAUGAAGAGAUCCACAGUGUCCUCGCCGCCCUGCCGCUGGAGACCGAGGAGCGGUUCCAGAUCCUCCGGACCUACCACCAAGCCCUCAGUGUGACGCAGUUGGUCUCCCCCAAGUGGAGCAGCAGUCUGCUGACCGAUGCGCUCACUCGACGUGCCACCCUCGUUACCGUCUUCAACGGGCAGGGGGUGGAGGGCUACUUCGACGAACUGCAGCAUCUCUACGACACCUACCCCGGCCAGCUGGCGGAGCCCUUGGUCACCCUGAGCAAGCAGCUGAAGGGGCUGGCGGCCGACCCCCGCGCCCACGGCAUGUACCCCCAGGGGCUGGAUGUCCUCGCCUGGCUGGAGCAGCCCGAGACGCGUCCGUCGGCCGACUACCUCCUCGCGGCCCCCGUCAGCCAGCCCUUGAUCGGCCUGGUGCAGCUGCUCAACUACUACAUCACCUGCAAGAUCCUCCACAAGACCCCCGGCGAGUUGGCGCGCCACCUCAGCGGCGCCGCGGGCCACUCGCAGGGCAUCGUGGUGGCCGCCCUCCUGGCCACCGUCGUCUCAUGGCCGAGCUUCUUCGACGCCGCACGCACGGCCCUGCAGGUGCUGUUCUGGAUUGGAUGUCGGGCCCAACAGUGCUACCCCCCGAGCUCCAUCCCCCCGGCCCUGGUCGACGCCUCCGAGCGGCUGAGCCCGAUGUUGAGCAUCAAGGGGGCCACCCGCGAGCAGCUGCUGCAGCAUCUGGCCGAGCAUAACAAAUACCUCCCCCCCACGCAGCAGGCCGCGCUGGCCUUGCUCAACGGCCGCCACCAAUUCGUCGUCGCCGGCGACCCCCUUUCCCUCUACGCCUUCGCCAACAAGGUGCGCAGCGCCUCCAACCCCUCCGGCGCCGCUGCCUCCCCCCCCUCUGCCCGCGUGCCCUUCAGCCAGCGCCCCCCGGUCAUCACGGCGCGCUUCCUCCCCAUCUCCGUCCCCUUCCACACCCGGCUGCUCGACGAGGCGGCCGCCCAGAUCCUUGAGGACCUCCAGGCGCUGCACAUCCCCGGCACGAGUCUGCUCUUCCCGGUCCUCCGCACGGACAACGGGGCCGACCUGCGCGAGUACGACAACCUGAUCCCCGAGCUGGUGCACAUGGUGGUCUGCGGGGUGGUCGACUGGGAGAAGGCCACGCGGUUUCCCUCGGCGACGCACUUCCUGGACUUCGGCCCCGGCCGCGAGACCGGAAUCGGGGCCUUUCUGGCCUCCGCCAAAGCCGGCACGGCGGCGCGCAUCCUGCUGGCCACCACCCUGAGCGGGCCCAGCAAGGCCCUGGGCUACAUGCCCGAGCUCGUCCGCCGCAAGCGCGCCCCCGUCUACAACGCCAGCUGGGAACAGGCCUUUGCCCCACGGUUGGUGCGGGUGGGGGAGGAGAUCCUGCUCGACACGCGGUUCUCGCGCCUGUUAGGGCUGCCCCCGGUCAUGGUGGCCGGCAUGACCCCCACCACCGUCGCCCCGGACUUCGUCGCCGCGGUGAUGAACGCCAACUACCACGUCGAAUUCGCCGGCGGCGGCUACCACAGCGCGGACCAGAUGCGCGCCGCCCUGACCCAGCUGGUCGAGGCCAUCCCCGCCGGCCGCGGCAUCACCUGCAACCUCAUCUACGCCAACCCGCGCGCGAUGGGCUGGCAGAUCGCCCUGCUGGCCCAGCUGCGCCGCGAGGGCGUCCCCAUCACCGGGCUGACGAUCGGGGCGGGCGUCCCCUCGACCGAGAUCGCCAGCGAGUACAUCCGCGACCUCCGUCUCGCCCACAUCGCCUUCAAGCCCGGCAGCAAGGAGGCGGUCGACCGUGUCCUGCUCAUCGCCGCCGCCAACCCCCGCGUCCCCGUCCUGCUGCAGUGGACCGGGGGCCGUGGCGGCGGCCACCACUCCUACGAGGACUUCCACGAGCCCAUCCUCGACCGCUACGCGCAGAUCCGCGCCUACCCCAACCUCAUCCUCGUCGCGGGCAGCGGGUUCGGCGGGGCGGAGGACACCUACCCCUACCUGACGGGGGCGUGGAGCACGGCGCUGGGCUACGCGGCGAUGCCGUUUGAUGCGAUCCUCGUGGGCAGCCGCGUGAUGACGGCCCGCGAGGCGCGCACCAGCCCCGCGGUCAAGCAGGCGAUUGUGGCGACCCCCGGCGUGCCCGACGCGCAGUGGGAGGAGACCUACCGGGGCGCCGCGGGGGGCGUCAUCACGGUGCAGUCGGAGAUGGGCGAGCCGAUCCACAAGCUGGCGACGCGCGGCGUGCGCCUGUGGGCGGAGCUGGACCGCGAGGUCUUCUCGCUGCCCCCGGCGCAACGAGUCGCGGAGCUGCAGAAGCGCAAGGCGAGCCUCAUCCGUCGGCUCAACGCCGACUACGCCAAGGUCUGGUUCGGGGUCGACCGCGACGGCCAGCCCGUGGACAUCGCCGAGAUGACCUACGCCGAGGUGCUGCAGCGCGCGGUGGAUCUGCUCUACCUGACCCCCCAGCAGGCGUGGAUCGACCCCUCGUAUCGCGCCUUCGUGGCCGCCUGGGUGCGGUGCGUCGAGAGCCGCAUGAGCGCCUCCCAGCCCCGGCCGCGCGCGGUGCUGCAGGACGAGCGGCAGCUGGAGCGGCCGCAGGCCUUCCUGGAGGAGUUUCUGGCGGCGUAUCCCCGCGCGCGCGAGGAUGUGAUCGUCCGGGAUGAUGAGAAUCAGCUGGCGAUGCUGUACAAGCAGCCGGGCCGCAAGCCGCUGCCCUUUAUCAUUGCGCUGGACGAGUCGUUCGAGUACUGGUUCAAGAAGGACUCGCUGUGGCAGUCGGAGCGGCUGGAGGCGGUGGUGGAUCAGGAUGUUGGCCGGAUUUGCGUCCUGCAUGGCCCUGUCGCGGCGCAGUACACCACCGUGGCCGAUGAGCCGGUCCAGCAGAUCCUCGAUGCCAUCCACAAGCCGCACGUGCAGACGCUGCUGCAGCAGGACUACGCGGGCAGCGAGGAGAGGGUGCCCGCGGUGGAGUAUCUGUACUCGGCCGGGGCGUCGCCCUCGCCCUCGUUGGGGAUGGCGGAGGAGGUGCCCUAUGUCCAUCACAGUCGGUCCUACGACCCGCCGACGCUGGCCUACGACCUGGACGCACACGCCGACGCCGACUCCCUGCCCAGCGAGGAGCAGUGGUUGGCCUUGCUGGGCGGGACGAAGCCCUCGUGGCGCCAGGCGCUGCUCACGCUGAACGAGCUCGUGCAGGGCAAGGCGCUGGCGACCAACCCGGUCAAGGGGCUGUUCGCCCCGCGCCCGGGCCUCAGUGUGCGCAUCUUGCACCCGGACCGGCCGGAGCAGACGGUGAUUCUGAUGCGGCAGAGCACGAAGACCCAGGAGCCCGACGAGGCCACGGUGGAGAUCCGCGCCCUGUCCGCCACGGAUCUGAUGCUCACCCUGCGGGCCCCCGUCGCCGGGGGGCCCCUCCCCGUGGAUCUCGUCUUUUACUUCACCUACGAGCCCACGUGUGGCCGUCACCCCAUCCACGAGGUGAUGGAGACGCGCAACCAGCGCAUCAGUCGCUUCUACGAGCAGCUCUGGGUGGGCGACGAGCAGCAACCGCAGCACCAGCAGCAGCAUUCGGGCGAGGAGAGCGUGCUGGUGACGCGCGAGGCGAUUCGGGAGUUCACCACGGCCAUCGACAACCGCAAUAGUGCAUACAGCGGCAAGUCCAAGGCCAAGGUGCUGGCCCCGCUGGACCUGGCGAUGGUGGUGGCGUGGAAGCCCCUGAUGCGCUGUCUCUUCACGGACGAGGCGGUCCGGGGGGAUCUCCUGCAGCUGCUGCACUUGAAGAACGAUUUCGAGGUGCUGGACGAGGCCCGCCCCAUCCGCGAGGGGGAUCGACUCACCUCCACGGCGGAGAUCGAGUCCAUCCGCAUUCGUCCGGAGUCGGGCAAGGUGGUUCGCGUGCGCGCGACGAUCGCCCGCCAGGGCACCCCGAUCAUCACGGUGGCCAGCGAGUUCAUCCUGCAGGGACGGUACGAGGACUACCACCACACGGUGGAGAAGGAGAAGACCGAGGAGGUGUACAAGCUGCCGCUGCAGUCGCGCCGGGAGGUGAUGCUGCUGGCCUCGAAGCCCUGGUUCCAGCUCGCGGCCGGCGCCCGCCUCGACGACCAUCUGCACGAGGAGCUGACCUUCCGUCUGCGCAGCUCGUAUCGCUUCCGCGAUGCCAGCGCCUACAGCGAGAUCGAGACCCGCGGGACGGUCAGCUGCACCGUCGGCACCGGCGAGGUGACCAUCGGCACGGUGGCCUUCAAGAGCCACUCGCACUUCAAGAACCCGGUGCUGGACUUCCUGCAGCGCCGCGGCCAGGUGGCGACGGAGGUCAAGCCCUUCCCCACGGCCGUCCCGCUGGCGACGGACCUGCCCCUCGUCAUGCCGCACUCCAGCACCGCGUAUGCCGCCGCCUCGGGCGACAGCAACCCCAUCCACCUGUCGCGGGCCUUCGCGCGGUACGCGGGCCACGAGGGCCGGGUGGUGCACGGGAUGCAGACCAGCGGGCUCGUACGGGGGCUGGUCGAGCUGCACGCGGCGGAGAACGAUCCGACGCGGAUGAAGAGCUGGUCGGCCUCGUUCAAGGGCAAGGUGACCCCCGGGGAGACGCUGCUGGUGGAGCUGCAGCACACGGGGAUGCACCGCGGCCGGCUGCUGGUCGUCGCCAGCGCGCGGUCCGCCGCGUCCGGGGUCGAGGUCUUCCGGGCGACGGCCGAGGUGGCGCAGAAGCCCGGGGCGUAUCUGUUCACGGGCCAGGGGAGUCAGAAGCCCGGGAUGGGGAUGGAUCUGUACGAGACGAGCGCGGCGGCGCGCCAUGUCUGGGACACGGCCGAGCGGUUCUUUGUGAACACGUAUGGGGUCUCGAUCCUGGAGAUUGUGCGCCACAACCCCAAGGAGUACACGGUGCACUUCGGGGGCCGUCGGGGCAAGGCGAUCAGGGAUAACUACAUUGCGCUGGACUUCGAGGUCGUCAAUGACCAGGGGGCGAUCGAGUCGGUGCGCGCCUUCAAGGAGAUCACCCCGACCACCCGCUCCUUCACCUACACCUCGACGGGGGGGUUGCUGCAUGAGACGAUCUUCACGCAGCCCUCGCUGGUGCUCAUGGAGCUGGCGCGCAUUGAAGACAUGCGGGAACGGGGGUUGAUCAACGAGGACAGCUGCUAUGCGGGCCACUCGCUGGGCGAGUACUCGGCACUGGCGGCCAUGGGGGAGAUCUUCACCUUCGAGGGGGUGACAGCAACCGUCUUCUAUCGGGGGUUGACGAUGCAGAAGUCCAUCGAGUUGGAUCACUCCGGCCGGGACUAUUCCAUGGUGGCUGCGAACCCGAGUCGGGUGUCAAAGAAUCUCAAAGAAUCCGAUCUCUGCGACAUCGUCAAGGCCGUCGAAUCCGCCACCGGAGGACUGUGCGAGAUUGUCAACUUCAACGUGAAGUCCACGCAAUAUGUCUGUGCUGGUGAUCUCCGAAGUUUGGACUGCCUCGCAGGCGUCAUCGACCACCUCGUCGCCCACCCUAAGCUUCUCACCUCCAUGGAAGCCCUCAAGGCCGCCAUCCCCGACAUCGUGCGGGACUGCCUCGCGCACACCGACACCAAACCGACCCCGUUGGAGCUGCAGCGCGCAAAGGCCACCAUCCCCUUGAAAGUCAACGUCCCCUUCCACAGCAGUCUGCUUCGUCCGGGGGUCGACACCUUCCGUCGCAGUCUCUGCAAGGCCAUCCCCGAGCACAUGGUGCGGCCGGAGAAGCUGAUCGGGAAGUACAUUCCGAACCUCACGGCCCGGCCGUUUGAGUUGAGUAAGAGUUAUUUCGAGCAGGUGCUGGAGAUCUCGGGCAGUCCGCGGGUGAGGGAGAUCUUGGAGAAUUGGGAGCAGGUGGCGCCUGUUGCGGUUUGUUGAUGUGAAAAUGUGUUGGCUGGUUUUGUUUCGUUGUUUUCGAUUGGAUGUUUGCUGUAGAUAAUCCUCUUUUCUCUUAUUUGAU